Penicillium crustosum is the source of this 921-nucleotide messenger RNA. RefSeq lists its product as uncharacterized. Bases 1 to 921 code for a protein of 306 amino acids. The record is from RefSeq and is a predicted model, not a curated record. The transcript has 3 exons. Lineage: Eukaryota; Fungi; Ascomycota; Eurotiomycetes; Eurotiales; Aspergillaceae.
AUGUAUAGUAAGAGGGCCGACGUGAUUGAUACUCACCUCGCACAGACUGUAAGCUCAUACGGCGAAGUCUACAUUCCACCAUACGCUACACCGACAUUGGCACUACGGAUCUACAUCCCGAAUCCUUACAUCCAAGCUCAAAGCCGACUCACUCAGUCGACCAUCGAAUCCUCACAGCCAAGCUCAAAGCCGACUCACUCAGUCGACCAUCGAAUCACCAACUCGCAUCGCAUCACAAUGGCGUCUCCACGAUUCGGCCAAUCGCUAGAGAGGUUGGAUAAGCCCGUUUCAACCCCUCUCCCUCCCCCCGCUACCACUCACCCCAGUGGUGUCCCGUCCUCGGCUCGGAGCCACCACCGGCAGACCAAUAGCCGCACAUCCAUUAUCUCGGUCUCAUCCACACGCAGCUCAGACAUUGAGGAACUCCCAGCCUCACAGCCAGCUGUAGGCGAUAUCUCAUGGGUUGCGAGAUAUCAGGAGGCUGCCGAAAUUCCCCUCCUGGACUGCCUGAGGACUGGGUUCUCACUCGCGUUGAUCAACCCGGCGCUACGAUCGACAAUGUUCGGUACAGAGGAGAUGUGUCUACAUUGUAUUCUGUGUGUCGCCUUUGAUGACAAGAGAUCCCUGGUGUUUGAGCGGCCUUUCUGCAAGCCUGGUCCUGGAACGACCUGCCAGCGUUGUGUGGCGGGUAACUUGGCCUGCUUCCGUGCACCACAGGAGACCGCUCGGCGUUCAUCUUCGGCCCUCCUAAGGGACGGACUGAAGCGUCGGCCUACUAUCUCAUACGACGCAUGGCAGGAAGCCUGCUGUUUGAUUGCGCAGAAUGCUGGUGUGGAGGAAGUCGCCCUUCGCCGUCAGAUGGACUGGGACAAUCGAGUCUUCCGGCCACGGGAGAGAGGUGCGGCCAUUCAACUAGACUAG